Molecule: messenger RNA, 2973 nt
Organism: Amborella trichopoda
Lineage: Eukaryota; Viridiplantae; Streptophyta; Magnoliopsida; Amborellales; Amborellaceae
Source: RefSeq, a predicted model, not a curated record
AGAUGGGACAUGCAUGUAGGUGCAUACAUGUCGGCAGCUGAAGCGGCUAAAACAGGGCACCGGGUGAUCCGCCAUGGUCGGCUUCUUUAAGCUCAGAGAUGCCAGAUUUUGCACUAACCCUAAUUUUUCUAUUCUCUCUGACCCAGACGUUUGCCUUGAUUCUCUGAAACCGUAAAUUUUUUAGUCUCUUUGUUGCUUCCUUUAUCGUAUUCUGAACCCUGUCAUGCCUUGUACACAAGCUUUUCAGAUGUUCGUUUUUCGCGUUGUCUUCCUUUUUCGCUUUAAUACUAGGUUUUUAAUGCGAUUGGAGUGCUUGUAAUCUGGGCGUUUGCUGUUUUGGAGAAGUUCAUUUGCUUUUUGGGUUUUUUUGAAACGUUGGACAGGAUCGUUUCUUGGAGCUUGAGUUUGUGAGGUUCUGUGAUCUAGGGUUUUGCAGGUUGGGGAAAGGGUGCUGUGGCUUCUGAACUCAGUUUUUAGGUUUCUGAUAUUUAGGACUUUUACAGACCAGAGGAUACCUGUGGCUUUUCAGCUUGGGUUUUGAGGUUUUUUAGUCGUCUAGGAUCUUUACAGGUCAGAGGAGGUAGUUCAUUUUGGAUUUUAAGUUGGUGUUUCAGACUCUACAGUAUCUGGUGUUUAUUCAUUUCAUGAGUGCUGGGUGAUUGAGCUCCAGGGACUCGGUGAAAUUCGCAGGAUUUGCUGUUAUUUUGCGGGAGAACUGUUAGAUAUUUCGGAAGAGAUGGGAUUGUUUUGUUUUUUAUGAUUAGGAAGAUUUGGCCAUGGGGUUUGUUGUUGGUUUGGUUUUAGGUGUUGUGUUUGGUGUUGCGUUGGUAGUCGCUUUUGUGCAUUGCGAAAAUGUGCGUUCGAAACGACGCACUGAACUUGCUGUUGCUCUGGCAUCAUUUGCAAGGAUGACAGUGGAAGAUUCAAGAAAACUUCUUCCUCGCGAAGCUUAUCCUUCAUGGGUUGUUUUCUCCCAGCGACAGAAGUUGAAUUGGCUUAACUAUGAGCUUAUAAAGCUCUGGCCUUAUGUGAAUGAGGCCGGAUCAGAGCUGAUAAAAGCUUCAGUAGAACCUACUCUUGACCAGUACAAGACGGUCUUCCUAACUUCUUUGAAAUUUUCUAAGCUGACUCUUGGCACUGUUGCUCCCCAAUUUACAGGAAUCUCAAUUGUAGAAGAUGGAGAGAAUGGGAUCACCAUGGAGUUAGAAGUGCAGUGGGAUGGGAACCCAAACAUUGUAUUGGAUAUUAAAACAAAACUUGGUGUCUCUCUCCCUAUUCAGGUUAAGAAUAUUGGCUUCACUGGGGUUUUCAGGAUCAUUUUCAAGCCAUUGGUGGAUGUGUUGCCAUGCUUCGGGGCUGUUUGCUAUUCUUUAAGGGAAAAGAAACAAAUGGAUUUUACCUUGAAAGUCGUCGGAGGUGACAUAUCAACUAUUCCAGGAUUAUAUACUGCUGUUGAGGAAACAAUAAGAGAUGCCAUCGAGGACUCCCUAACAUGGCCGGUCCGGAAAGUUGUUCCCAUUUUGCCUGGGGACUACAGUGACCUUGAGAUGAAACCUGUUGGAAUAUUGGAAGUGAAACUCGUGCAAGCAAAGGAUUUGACAAAUAAGGACAUCAUUGGAAAGUCAGAUCCUUUUGCCAUUGUUUACGUACGUCCAUUACGCGACCGGACGAAAACUAGUAAAACAAUUAACAAUGAGUUGCAUCCUAUUUGGAAUGAACACUAUGAGUUUAUAGUGGAAGAUGUAUCUACUCAAUAUGUAACCGUAAAGAUUUACGAUGAUGAAGGGUUACAGCCACCUGAACUUAUUGGCUGUGCUCAAUUUCCAUUAAAGGACCUUCAACCAGGGAAGGUGAAGGAUGUGUGGUUAAAGUUGGUCAAAGAUUUGGAAGUUCAGAGGGAUACUAAGUAUAGGGGUCAGGUGCACCUGGAACUUCUUUACAUUCCUUUUGGCAUGGCAAAUGGAUUUACUAAUCCUUUUGCCAAGGCAAUGUUUUCCAUGACCUCUCUGGAAAAGGCUAUGAAAAGUGGCACAGAUGGAAAUGAGAACACCGAUUUGGAGAAGAAAGCAACAUCUCUACAAAGGAAAAGAGAUGUCAUUGUUAGAGGAGUUCUUUCUGUUACAGUGAUUGGUGCUGAAGACUUGCCUCAGAUGGAUCUCAUGGGAAAAGCCGAUCCGUAUGUUGUGCUCCAUAUGAAAAAAGCAGAUAUUAAAUACAAAACCCGGGUUGUGAAUGAAACUCUGAAUCCAGGUUGGAAUCAAACAUUUGAUUUUGUUGUAGAGGAUGGAUUGCAUGAUAUGCUGCUUUUGGUAGUUUAUGAUCAUGAUACUUUUGGAAAGGACUUCAUUGGCAGAUGUAUACUGACCCUAACAAGGGUAAUAAUUGAAGUAGAAUACGAAGAUAGCUUCCCAUUGGAGGGUGCGAAAUCUGGAUGUCUGAACUUGCGUCUCAAGUGGACCCCACAGCCCAUUUACCGGGAUUCCUAAUCUCAGGGGAAAAUGUAGCAGCAAUCACAUCGCACUGUUAAGUAUAGAAAUUCUCAGUCUCGUCACUUUUGUUAAGAAAGAAACAACACGGAAGACUCAUCAAUUUUGAUUAUAGUGCGUUUGAGGUGACAUCCAGUAGUGUUCAACGAGCCACAUAUGGUUUGGAUGGUCCCUGGGGAAUUCAGGCCAAAAUCAUUUUAUGUAAGUAUUUCGAAACUGGUGUUAUGUGUUCUUUGAACUUAUCUCCACACCCAUUUGUGGAUUGUACAGUUCAUAUAGAGAGGCAUGACCUUUUAUGGUGCUAGUAGCAUGGUCCAUAGUGUAAAAUAAGAAUUUUGUUUUCUGAUUCAUUCCCAUCUGUUGUAUACAACUUAGAGAGGUGAGAAUGACUAAAAUGACUGAUCAAAAUAAAGUAAUACAGUGAAGGGGAAUAAACUGUUAUUAUUCUUCAUGAAGAGUAAGGGGUGAUGACCCUUGAUUGUAUGCA